UGCGGGUGCUAUACAAAGCAUUUGGCGGGUUUUUCCGGGCUGCUCUGCUCUGAUCCUGUCCUUGAGAUGUUCAGUGGUGGCUUUUAGGAAGCUGGACGUUCUCCCCAGGAAGACGACUUCUCAAGAUUUCUGCUCUCUUCCUUCAGGCGUUUGGGGGCUUCAAAAAAAAGAAAAAGAAAACGUGUUUCUCCGUGACUGACGGCUGGGGCCUUCUGACGGCCUGAGGUUUUGGGCCAUUUGGUCACUCUCCGUCUCGGUCCCUCGGAGGGUGAAAGGAUCAGAGGGACCUCGUCCUGCUCAUCGAUCUCCACGCCUGUGGGUUUCUUGGCGUCAGGUCGGAGCUGGGUGGGCCCGGCCCCGGCCCCGGCCCCCCUCCUGGGUCAUCAUGGCCGUGUCCGCCCAGCUCUUGGUGGAGGAGUUGGAGAUCUUCGGCCUAGAAUGCGAGGAGGCUCUGGUUGAGAAGUUGAUAGAGCUGUGUGUUCUGUAUGGACAGAAUGAGGAGGGAAUGGCCAGCGAGCUUAUAGCCUUCUGCACCAGCACACAUAAAGACUGCCUCACCUCAGAGACCCUGAACUCUUUUGAGCACGAGUUUCUGAGCAAAAGAUUGUCCAAAGCCAGGCUCGGUGCCUCCAAGGACAGUGGGCAUGCGGGAGCCAGAGACAUUGUUUCCAUACAAGAGCUAAUUGAAGUGGAGGAGGAAGAGGAGACCCUCUUGAACUCUUACACCACACCCUCUAAGGGUUCUCAGAAGCGAGCUAUCUCCACUCCGGAAACCCCUCUCACAAAAAGGAGUGUGUCUACUCGAAGCCCCCAUCAGCUGCUGUCACCAUCAAGUUUCUCUCCAAGUGCUACUCCCUCUCAGAAAUACAGCUCGAGAAGUAACCGAGGAGAAGUGGUUACCUCCUUUGGCUCGGCACAGGUGCUAUCUUGGUCCGGGAGAGAAGGAGCCAGUAACAUCAGCCUGAAGGUCUUGGGGUAUCCAGAGCCACUAACCGGGAGCUACAAAUCCAUGUUUCAGAAGCUCCCAGACAUUCGAGAAGUUCUGACCUGUAAGAUAGAAGAACUUGGCAGUGAACUCAAGGAGCAUUACAAGAUUGAGGCUUUUACUCCUGUUCUAGUCACAGCACAAGAGCCCGUCACCCUGCUGGGCCAGAUUGGCUGUGACAGCAACGGGAAGCUGAACCACAAGUCGGUGAUUCUUGAGGGAGAUCGGGAACAUUCCUCAGGCGCUCAGAUUCCAGUGGAUCUAUCUGAGCUGAAAGAGUACUCUCUGUUUCCCGGACAGGUUGUGGUUAUGGAAGGAAUCAACACCACUGGUAGAAAACUUGUUGCCACCAGACUCUACGAGGGCGUGCCACUUCCGUUCCAUCAGCCCACUGAAGAGGAUGGAGAUUCUGAGCAAAUCAUGGUCCUGGUGGCCUGCGGGCCAUACACCACAUCUGACAGCAUCACGUUUGACCCCCUGCUCGACCUGAUCGCCAUCAUCAACCGCGACCGGCCCGACGUCUGCAUCCUGUUUGGACCUUUCCUGGAUGCUAAGCAUGAACAGGUAGAGAGCUGUCUGCUGACAAGCCCAUUUGAAGAAGUUUUCAAGCAAUGUCUACGAACGAUUAUUGAAGGGACACGAAGCUCCGGCUCACACCUCAUCUUCGUCCCGUCACUGAGAGACGUGCACCACGAGCCCGUGUACCCACAGCCGCCCUUCAGCUGCUCCGACCUGCUUCGGGAGGACAAAAAGCGAGUGCAGUUUGUGUCCGAGCCCUGCACGCUCUCCAUAAAUGGAAUGAUCUUUGGCUUGACAUCCACCGAUCUGCUGCUCCACAUGGGGGCUGAGGAGAUCAGUAGUUCUUGCGGAACUUCAGACAGGUUCAGCCGAGUACUCAAGCACAUCCUGACCCAGCGGAGCUACUACCCGCUCUACCCUCCCCAGGAGGACAUGGCCUUUGACUACGAGAAUUUCUAUGCCUAUGCACAGCUGCCCGUCACCCCCGAUGUCUUCAUAGCCCCUUCAGAGCUGAGAUACUUUGUGAAGGACAUCCUUGGCUGCAUCUGUGUGAAUCCCGGGCGCCUCACCAAAGGGCAGGUGGGGGGCACCUUCGGCCGACUCUACCUCAGGAGGCGGGCCGCGGGCGCCGAGGGCAGGCGGAGCCCCUGUACUGCCGCCCAGGUGGUCAGGAUCUGAGGCCCGGUCCUCUGUCAUCCCCGGUCGUGCGGGCCUCCCAGACGCCGAGAGCCCGGGAGUAGACCUCUGCCGAGAUCCCACCCGUGGAAGGAGAGGGGUCAGCCAGCUGGGGAGGACGGGGCUGCGGGCAGGGGGCCCAGCAGGAAGACCUUGGGCAGCUGGAUCCCUGCUCCGCGUCGAGCUUCUCUGGAAGAAAGCUGCUGUUUCUUCACGGACACUAGGAGCCCAGCGAGAACUGGCCGUGGACGCAGUACGCUCAGGAAGGUCAAGGCUUUGCGAUUUCCUACUGAGUCAGACAUAGAAACAACUUUUGGAGAUAUGAGAGUAAAUUCUGUCUUUUGAGUUUAAUCUUUCUUCCGCUCCAUCUUUUUCCUGGUAGUGAACAAAGAAUGUUGCCCUCCUGGACCUCUGUGCAGAGAAGGCAGAGCGUCUGUCACGCUGGGUUCCGCCCAGCCCCAGCCCCGAUCCUCCUAAGGCUGCUCCCAAGGCCCCCGCGGCCUCUGUGCUGAGGAGGCGCUGGGCUCGGGCCACGGAGCGAGCAGCUGGCUGCGGGCCGGGCCCGCCCGGCGCGGUCCUCGCCGGCCCGCUGUGGUCCCAGCCUGACCCCUCCGUCGGGAGGGGCCGGCCUCCCAGAGCUGGAUUCCCUGGCGCUGGCUCGGCCGAGUCACCAGCGGCCUGGGGCUCACCUCUAGCCCAGAACACUUGGAAGGCCGGGCCUUGCAGGGUCCCCGACACGUCCCCGCACCUGUGUGUCCUGGCAUCUGGGGAGAGGCUGUCGCUGGCUAAACGUGGAGUGGGUUUCUGCCCUAAGCUGGCGGCCGUCCUGUCUCACAUGCCAAAGCCGAGGCUGGAGACCUGCAGCUGUCGGGGCCGAGGGAGCAGCCCGUGCCGAUGCCUUGAGUCAGAGAUAAAUAGGUAACCUGACUGUCCAACCUUUGCCUUCCUCCUCUGAUGGGGAAGUGGGAUCAACCACAGGUCGAACCGGGCUUGGGU
This is a messenger RNA of Physeter macrocephalus (sperm whale), 3175 nucleotides long. RefSeq names its product DNA polymerase alpha 2, accessory subunit (gene POLA2). The transcript has 18 exons. Gene Ontology annotation, molecular function: DNA binding. The coding region runs from base 386 to 2182 and encodes 598 amino acids. The record is from RefSeq and is a predicted model, not a curated record. Gene Ontology annotation, biological process: DNA replication initiation; DNA replication. Gene Ontology annotation, cellular component: alpha DNA polymerase:primase complex. Lineage: Eukaryota; Metazoa; Chordata; Mammalia; Artiodactyla; Physeteridae.